Molecule: messenger RNA, 1586 nt
Organism: Malurus melanocephalus (red-backed fairy wren)
Lineage: Eukaryota; Metazoa; Chordata; Aves; Passeriformes; Maluridae
Gene: DUSP29
Product: dual specificity phosphatase 29
Exons: 3
Coding region: 23-667 (214 amino acids)
Biological process (GO): negative regulation of MAPK cascade; protein dephosphorylation
Cellular component (GO): cytoplasm
Molecular function (GO): protein tyrosine/serine/threonine phosphatase activity; MAP kinase phosphatase activity
Source: RefSeq, a predicted model, not a curated record
CCUGAGAGCACACGAGGACAAGAUGUCAUCAGGAAGCUGGAAUGCUGGGAAGAAAAAUGCGUACGCAGCAGUCAAAGUAGAUCCUGAUGAGGACUAUUGUACUCCAGGAGCAUUUGAACUGGAGCGGCUUUUGUGGAAGGGAUGCCCAAAAUACACUCACGUCAAUGAAGUCUGGCCCAACCUCUACAUAGGAGACGAAAAAACUGCGUUGGAUCGCUACAGCCUGGAGAAGGCGGGAUUCACCCACAUCCUCAAYGCGGCCCAGGGGCAGCGGAACGUGGACACAGGACCAGAAUAUUACAACAGCAUGAGCGUGGAGUACCAUGGAGUGGAAGCAGAUGAUCUCCCCACUUUCGACCUCAGCCAGUUCUUUUACUCAGCUUCCAAAUUCAUUGAUAACGCGCUUCAGGAUGAAAGAAGCAAGGUGCUGGUUCACUGUGUCAUGGGCCGCAGCCGYUCAGCCACGCUGGUCUUGGCUUACCUGAUGAUCUACAAGAACAUGACAGUGGUGGAUGCCAUUGAGCAAGUGUCAAGACACCGCUGUAUCUUGCCAAACMGGGGCUUCUUGAAGCAGCUGAGAGAACUGGACAUUGAGCUGGCACUGCAGAGGAGGAACAGCAAGAACAGCCUAUYGCCCGCUGAGCAGCAGAACAGCACCACCAUCUAGCACUGUCCUGGCACGGAUGUGCUGCUGGAAAAGAAACUCCAUAAGAGGGAAUGGGAAGGUGCAGUUAAUUACACAGUCACAAGGUUAAUUUGUUAUUUGCUAGGAAAAAAAAAAAAAAAGGAAUUUCACCUACUAUAAAGAAGAGAAAAAAGGGAAACCAAAUUUAAAACUCAUAAUCUUAGAAAGUCACAGCCUUAACAGAACUCUUUUUUACAUUAACAAAUAAGUUCUUCUCUCUGAAAAAAACCCCAAACAUUUACAGCACAAAUGCAGGCACAACUUAACUAGCUAACUUAACUAAGCAAAAUCCUGAUUGAUCUUAACUCAAGCAACCUUUAAAGGAGUGUACCUUUUAAGACCACCUUAUUGUUUAGUGCAGUUUAAUUCACAGCCCAGACACAGAACAGUUCUCCCAGCCUUGUGUCAGACAAACUUGCCUUGCAUGGACUGAUUUCAUUUAYACUGAUGGUGAAAGCUGAAUGUUUUGUAGCAUUUGCGUUACAGACAGGAAUUCUGUAUCAAAUUAUAUAUUAAAAGAUAACAAAUAUCUGUGAGGGUCUCUUAAUCAGGUUACAGGUUGUCUUCUUUCUUGUAUCCUGCAUGAGAGCUCAGUGACUGCUGUAACUGAAAGAGGACUUGUAGUUGAUUUACAUACACGAUUGAUCACUCUCAGCAUUACAAAAAAUUGUUAAGGCCAUUCUUUCUAUUUACUGUGCUGGAUAAAAAUGGAGUUUGUUUUAUCAACCACCCAUGAUGGACAAAUUAAACAGCUGAUAAAACUCAGAGACAUAGACAGUGAUCUAACAGGAAAGACCACUACCUUUAGUAAUCCUUCGUUUCUGCUUGUAUCGAAGAUGGUUACAAUGUUAGUAAGGAAUUGGUUGCAUUUUGCCCCCUGCUAGGGGAUCAGGCAGCCUGA